This is a messenger RNA of Durio zibethinus, 2313 nucleotides long. NCBI's taxonomy places the organism in Eukaryota, Viridiplantae, Streptophyta, Magnoliopsida, Malvales, Malvaceae. The record is from RefSeq and is a predicted model, not a curated record.
AUGGUGACUUCAGCUCCUGCGAAAAUACUCAUUGGCAUCUCAUUAGACCCAGAUGACAGCAAGGAACUCUUGUCAUGGGCAAUCAAAUUUCUAGCUCAUCCAAAUGACAACAUUGUUGCCCUACAUGUUCUUCGUUAGUACUUUCUUGCCUGUCCAAGUUACUUGUCUGUUUUUAUUGGUGAGGAGUCCAAGAAGCGUAAAUUGGUAACAAAAAAUCAGGCAAAAUUUCGCCAGGCAAAAGCUCAUGUUAUAUCUGUGCUUGGAGAAUUUGCAAGGAACUGCCAGUCUAAGCAGAUAAACUUGGAGGCAAAAGUAGGAAUUAGCUCGAGUGUUAGAAAGGGCCUAAUUGAGGAAGCCAAAUCAAUCUCAGCUGAUUUUCUUCUUCUUCGUGGCUCCAGAGACCGUUCAAAAAGAACUUCACACAAACUUACCAGAUACUGUUUCGAGCAUGCCCCGGGAGGCUGUACAGUGGUUUCAAUAGGGAAGCCUAGGCAACCACAGCAAAACUCAAGCUCAAAUUCUACUUCUGCACAUUUUGAUGGUUAUUUUGGUUCUGCAGAAACUCAUCAAUGGAGUUCAAGAUGGUCUAACAAGAGUAAUCGCAGUGGCGAGGCGGCUAUCUCCCAUGUUCAAAAUUCCCUUGUCUCCAAAAGAAAGGUGCAAAAGCCUUCACCAAGAACUGUUCUAGAUGCACUUGAAGCAGAAUUAAAUAGCACAGAAGAUGAUAGCUCUAGCUUUGGGGACUCAACAAUGUCUGGCUCCCCUCCUCAGGCGCCAAAGUUUAAAGGGCAAUCCUGCACAAAGAAACGGAUUUCAACUUACAAAUUUAUCUCAUCAUUCUUUAGUUCCCCACUUAGAAAAAGAAAGGCUAGUAUAUCCUACAAAGAAAAGAAGCAGCCUUUGAUGAAGUGCUUUAGCUAUGAGGAGAUCUCAAAUGCUACAAAUAACUUCCAUCCCGAUAAUAUAGUUGGUCGAGGUGGGCAUUCAGAAGUGUACAGGGGAGAUCUUUCUGAUGGAAGAGCUGUUGCAGUGAAGAGGUUGGCCAAGGACAACAAGGAUGAAAACAAGGAGAAAGAAUUCCUCACAGAAUUGGGCAUAAUAGGACAUGUACGCCACCCUAAUACUGCAAAUUUAGUUGGCUGUUGCAUCGAAAAUGGACUGUAUUUGAUUUUCAACUUCUCUGAGAAGGGAACUCUGGCAUCUGCAUUGCAUGGUAAAACAAGUGUGUUACUCGAUUGGCCUAUGAGAUACAAGAUUGCCCUUGGAGUUGCUAGAGGUCUUCAUUAUCUGCACAAAAGUUGCAAACACCGAAUAAUACACCGUGACAUAAAAUCCUCUAAUGUCCUUCUUGGACCGGAUUGUGAACCACAGAUCACCGAUUUUGGUCUUGCAAAAUGGCUUCCUAACAAAUGGACUCACCAUGCUGUGAUCCCAAUAGAGGGAACAUUCGGGUACCUAGCACCUGAGUAUUUCAUGCAUGGAAUUGUGAAUGAGAAAACAGAUGUUUUUGCAUUUGGGGUUCUACUCCUGGAGAUCAUUACUGGUCGCCGGCCGGUGGAUUCAUCAAAGCAAAACCUCCUCUUAUGGGCAAAGCCUCUUAUGGAAUCUGGGAAUAUCACUGAACUAGCUGAUCCGAAACUGAAAGGUAAAUGUGAUGAGGAUCAAUUGCAUAGAUCAGUGCUAACAGCUUGCUAUUGUGUGAGGCAAUCAGCGAUAUGGCGUCCAUCAAUGAGUGAGGUCUUGGAGCUUCUAAUGACUGGCCAUGACUCUGAUGUUGAAAAGAGCUGGAGAAUGCCAAAGUUUACCUCUGAUGAGUUGGAUGAUUACUCUAUGGUUUUUGGAUAUGAGGUUCCAACAGAUAUUUCCCUUGAGGAAUUUUUAUGAGUAAACCUUCUUCCAUACAUUGAUUGCAGCUUCAGGUUGCAUGAAAGAGGGGAAAGCUGAUUAGCAUAUUGAGUUUCUUCUUUGUAACCUUUCAUACAUAUAAAUGCAUGCUAGGGUUUAGAAUAUAUUGAUUAUUUAGGCAUUCCAUUCUACAAUUUUAUUUUGAUCUUCUCAUUAGAGUAUCCUGCUCAUGAUAGAGUAAUUUUGAUCAAAUUCACACAAAUGGAAUAAUGUAAGAAUAUUGACUACAGAUCACGACAGAUUAUCCCUAGAUGAUAUAUGCAAAUUAAUCAAAAUGUGAAGUAUGUCGUUGAUCAAUAAAUCAAGUUUACUAUUUACGAUGUUGAAUUAUAAUCCACUAUUUUCUAAUGAAUGAAAAUUAUCUGGAAUUUUGUAUGAAUGACUCUCUGGAUUUGGAAAUUAUUCUAU